Molecule: messenger RNA, 788 nt
Organism: Triticum urartu
Lineage: Eukaryota; Viridiplantae; Streptophyta; Magnoliopsida; Poales; Poaceae
Source: RefSeq, a predicted model, not a curated record
GCCAACCACGCUCGCACACCGCAGGUAUCCACCCACUCGUCUUUGUGUUGCGUGCCCCGCCAAACCCCCGCAACUCUUUCCCCGAUCCGGCGGCGACCACGACCUCCUCGCCGGCCCCAGCGCCACCGCCGCGCCAUGGACCCGGAGGCGGUGCGGAGGACCCUCGAGCCCACCGCUUCCGCCGCGGACAUCUCGGGCUCCACCCCUUACGACUCCUUCGUCAUCAGCGGCGUCCGCCUCGAGGCCGCCGAGCACGGCCGCGUCCUCUGCUCCUUCGUCGUCACCCCCCGUAUCGCCAGUCCCCAAGGGUACCUUCUCAGCGGCGUCACGGCAACGCUCGCCGACCAGUUGGGCUCGGCCGUGUUCUUCUCCAGCGGGGUGGGCACGAGCGGGGUCUCCCUCGAGAUCAGCGUGUCCUACGUCGACACCGCCGCCGUCGGGGUUGGUUGGCUACAAUUUUUGUCACCCAAAAGGGCAGUGUUGGCCAAUUUAUUGCUACAUUAGUGAAGAAAUAGAGGUUGAGGCGAAGCUAUUGCGUGCUGGAAAAUCAGUGGGUGUUGUCUCUGUUGAUUUCAGGAAGAAAAGGAGCGGCAAAUUGAUGGCUCAGGCGCGUCAUACAAAGUACCUUGCUGUAUCUAGCAGAUUGUGAGGAUUCCCUUCAGUUGUAAGAUAAAAACAUGGUUCUGUCGAGCUCUUCGCUGCCCUUUAUCAAUAGACAACAUCAGCACAACGUAGUGCUACAUUGUUUAAGAAAGGCUGGCUAUAUCUAUCUGAAAUUCUGCAACACA